GUACGUGUAGGUGUGUUUAUGUGUGUGCGUAGCUCCUACAGCUAUGUUAAACGGAUUAUUACUUUCCUGGAGUGUGAUAAAAAAUCAUGUCUGCUAACGGCUCAGCUCCUCCUCUGCCAAGGCGACCAUUCCCCACAGAGACUCACUGAUCUGCGGUAUGAAGAGUCGAAAACAGAAGUCUGUGAGAGCUGGAGGGAACAGAAAGAAAGUCCCAAGCGAUGUGUCCCCCUCCACCAGCCUCCCUCCUCUGGUUGAGGGCCAGCUCAGAUGCUUCUUGCGGGUGACCAUAAGCCGGAUGCUAUGGACAGUUCAGAAACCUCCAUCUGCAACAUUCAUCAGGCUGCGCUGGUGGGGCGAGUCAUCCAAUGGGACACACUUCUUACCUAGAGAUGGAUCACAGCUGUCCCAGAAGACCAUCAAGACCACAGCUUGCUUCCCCAUCCGCUGUGGGCCGAAGCAAUUCACCUCAUAUCUUGCAGAUAUGGGCUCUCUGGUGCUGGAAGUUCUUACAAAGCCGGAUCAUCUGCCAAUUGCAAGGGCGCAGGUUGCCGGCAUAUCUCGCCUCUCUCUGUCUCACUCCAUCAGUGGUUUUUACACCCUCGUUUCCCCCACAUCUGAAAAGCUGGGAGAGUUACAGGUGUCCCUCAAUUUGGAGCCUCUGACAGAAGCCUAUGACAGCAGCAGCUCGUGCCCCGCCACAGAUAUCAGCAUUGAGGGACCACAAGUCGCUGCACUAACAGUGCCCUUGCAGCCCAGAUCGCUCUCAGCUGGGAGCAGUGAUGGAAGCACACCCAGAGGGAAAGACCAUUUAUAUUUCCAAAAUGGACAGACUGUGAAAGGCAAAGGAGAGUCGCUGGAGAACGAGAUGCCGAGAACCAGCAGAUCUCAGAACAGUCACACAGCUGUGAAUCCUUCCACUCAGGAGCAUCGUGGCCAAACAACCAAUGACAUCCUCUCAGUUAUUCUAGAGCGUGGAAACAAGCUGAGAAAUGCUAUGGUUGAAUCAGCUUUAAAAUCUAAUACAGAUUCUGCACCAGCUCUGAAAGACACACCUCUGCCUCUCCCAAAGGAUAACAUCCUGCCAACUUCCAAGCCCUCCCCCUCUCCCUCUGGGAUGUUGCUGCAAAAUAUUCUUCAUGCUGAUUCAGCUCUUAUGCACUCUGAGGAUGUGGCCGUAGUCAAAGACGAUGGCUUAGACUGUCCGGCUGACAUGGAUAACAGAGCUGUGGAUCUGCUCCUCGGCAGCCUCAACACUUCUCCUCUGCCUCUGUGGGAUGGAGAGGGCUCCUACCCUGAAUCCUUGUCUGCUCACAGCAGCGUGUGUGGGGAUAGUGAACUCAAUGAUCCCCAGUAUGAUCAGAGCUUGCUUGAAAAUUUGUUCUAUAAAACUCCUAUAUCAGAUGUGACACCAAAUGACCCUGGUUCUGGUGAUCAAAGAACAGCGUCUUCCAGUCAAAAACAGACAAAACAGCUGAUGCAGUCUGGACCUCUGAUAAAUAGACAUCUAAAUUCAGGAUCCCAGCGGUCUGCAGACGCUGCUGGUAUUCCUCCUGGACUGAGUCCAGAGCAGAUGACUUCGCUGAGUUUGAUCCGACUCGCAAGAGUGACCAUCAAUUCCCUGAGUGUACCUACAGUUGGUACAAACACCACACCUAGAAAAACCUCAAGUAUUGGAAGACCUCCUCGACCAGUAACCAGCACCAAGUGCACAUAUUUCAUUGAAUAUGCGUUCCCGAAGGCGCCAACCUCCAGUCGACAUGAUAGAAGUAAGAGUGGAGAAGGAGAGGUGACCAGAGCUGUUGCCAGUAAAGUCACGGGAGGAGCCGUGAGGUUUCAGCAUCAAUCCGUGUUUCCGGUCCGCCUUGGUGCAGCUACUGUAAAAAAAUGGUGGGAAACUGAUCUGUGUUUCAAGAUUUACUCUCGGAGGAGCCACCAAAAGAAACCUGUUCCUAUUGGUAAGGCAGUUCACCCUCUGCGCUGUCUGCUGCAGAGUAAGCAGCUCAGUCAGUCUGUCAUCUUACCAGUGCUCAGUGUGGAAUCAAACAGUGGAACACAAGAGGUUGGACCUCUAAAGGUGUCUCUAGAGCUCGCAACAGACAACAAAGACUUCUCCUCUCAAAAACAUGAAAGUAAGCUGGCUUGGAGAGACGCACCGCCCUCACAAACUGCACCCAGUCCACACAGAGAGAGCAGCUCCAGACUCCAACAUGCUGACAUAAGCAGGGAGGAGUUAGCAGAUGGCUCUUUUGAGGAAUCAAGGCUGAAUGUUUGGAGUCCACAGAAACCCUCGAAAGACCCUGCUCUCCAUCCUGGCCUCCACACACCUCCUCAUAAACUCUGUCAGCAGGUGGAGGAGGAUCCUGAGGUCCUGCUGCACACCUUACUCAUGGUGCCAGAUGGAAAGGACUUUACCUGCGGGAUUGGGCAGGCUCCAAAUGUGUACUUGAACUGUAAACUGUUUUGGUGCGAUGAGACAGCGAGAUCUGUCAUCAGCUGGGGUCAGAUGAACCCGUCUUUCAACUUUGUUCAGGUGACUCCUGUGGCCUUAACAUCUAAACUGCUGGAGCGGAUGAAGAACAAUGUGAUGGUGAUAGAAGUGUGGCAAAAGACAGGAAUCUCGGGGCAGGAUCGACUCCUCGGCCUCGUUAAACUACCGCUCCACCAGUUCUACAUGUCGUUUAGGCAAGUCGAAUAA
This is a messenger RNA of Notolabrus celidotus (New Zealand spotty), 2695 nucleotides long. RefSeq names its product C2 domain containing 3 centriole elongation regulator (gene c2cd3). The record is from RefSeq and is a predicted model, not a curated record. The transcript has 15 exons. Gene Ontology annotation, cellular component: centriole; centriolar satellite. The coding region runs from base 158 to 2695 and encodes 845 amino acids. Lineage: Eukaryota; Metazoa; Chordata; Actinopteri; Labriformes; Labridae. Gene Ontology annotation, biological process: centriole elongation; cilium assembly.